This is a messenger RNA of Amphiprion ocellaris (clown anemonefish), 1209 nucleotides long. RefSeq lists its product as uncharacterized. NCBI's taxonomy places the organism in Eukaryota, Metazoa, Chordata, Actinopteri, Pomacentridae. The transcript has 2 exons. The coding region runs from base 1 to 807 and encodes 268 amino acids. The record is from RefSeq and is a predicted model, not a curated record.
AUGUUUGGAGUUUUGCUUUAUCUUCCUGUCCUCCUCCCCCUUACCUACUCCUCAUCCCCCCCUUACCUACUCCUCCCCUUACCUACUCCUCCUCCUCCCCUUACCUACUCCUCCUCCUCCUCCCCCCCUUACCUACUCUUCCUCCUACUCCUCCCCCCCACCUACUCCUACUCCUCCUCCUUACCUACUCCUCCUCCUCCUUACCCCCCUUACCUACUCCUCCUCCCCACCUACUCCUCCUCCUACUCCUUACCUACUCCUCCUCCUCACCCCUCCUUACAUACUCCCCCCCUUUACCUACUCCUCCUCCCCCCCUUACCUACUCCUCCUCCCCCCCUUACCUACUCCUCCUCCUCCUCCCCCCCUUAUCUACUCCUCCUCCUACUCCUCCCCCCCACCUACUCCUCCUCCUACUCCUCCUCCUACUCCUCCUUACCUACUCCUCCUCCUCCUUAUCCCCCCUUACCUACACCUCCCCCCCUUACCUACUCCUCCUCCUACUCCUCCCCCCCACCUACUCCUCCUCCUACUCCUCCUCCUUACCUACUCCUCCUCCUCCUUACCCCCCCUUACCUACUCCUCCCCCCACCUACUCCUCCUCCUACUCCUCCUCCUUACCUACUCCUCCUCCUCACCCCUCCUUACAUACUCCCCCCCCCCCCUUUACCUACUCAUCCUCCCCCCCUAACCUACUCCUCCUACUCCUCCUCCUCCUCCUCACCCCCCCUUACCUACUCCUCCUCCCCCCCAGUAUUAGUGGGAGGGUCCGGGGUCCACAUGAGGAGCAGCUGGUGUGUUUUUGUCUAAAGGGAGUUUAAUAGACUUACAGCCCCCCUUGUUAAGAACUAAUUAACUAAUUAAGUGUCUGUCUUAACGGUUUCUUGUUGCUUUCAUUAGUUUUUGUUGCCAAUAAUUGAUUGAUUAGAGCCAAUAUAUCCUGAUAGCCAAUGAUUUGUUGUUUUAGUUUCUGGGGGGCAUGGCUUAAGAAAUGAUGAGCCAAUCACAGUGAGGCAUUCCACUGCCAAACAUGAACCAGGGGCCAAUCAGACGUCAGAGACAUGCUCCCCCAUUUUCCUGCCUUUGACCUUUGACCUGAUGACAUAAAGUUGUUACCUGAUGAUGAUGUCAUCGCUGUGCUGAUGUCACAGCUCAUUGUAAUAAACCAUGACAAGAUUUUAUAAAAUAAAAGCACUAGUAUAUAGACCCAAA